UCAUCCUCCUCACCAUCACCACCGCAACCAUCACUACCACAUGCAUCAUCAUCAUCAUCAUCCUCUUCUUCACCCUCCUCCUCCUCAUCAUCAUUGUCAUCAUCUUUACCCUCCUCAUUAUCUUUACCCUCCUCCUCCUCCUCAUCAUCAUCAUCUUUACCCUCCUCCUCAUCAUCAUCUUUACCUUCUUCCUCCUCAUCAUCUUUACCCUCCUCCUCCUCAUCAUCUUUACCCUCCUCCUCAUCAUCAUCUUUACCUUCUUCCUCCUCAUCAUCUUUACCCUCCUCCUUCUCAUCAUCUUUACCCUCCUCCUCCUCCUCCUCAUCAUCUUUACCCUCCUCCUCCUCCUCAUCAUCUUUACCCUCCUCCUCAUCAUCUUUACCCUCCUCCUCAUCAUCUUUACCCUCCUCAUUAUCUUUACCCUCCUCCUCCUCAUCAUCAUCUUUACCCUCCUCCUCCUCCUCAUCAUCUUUACCCUCCUCAUCAUCAUCUUUACCCUCCUCCUCAUCAUCAUCUUUACCCUCCUCCUCAUCAUCUUUACCCUCCUCCUCGUCAUCAUCUUUACCCUCCUCCUCAUCAUCAUCUUUACCCUCCUCAUCAUCAUCUUUACCCUCCUCAUCAUCUUUACCCUCCUCCUCAUCAUCAUCUUUACCCUCCUCCUCCUCAUCAUCAUCUUUACCCUCCUCCUCAUCAUCUUUACCCUCCUCCUCAUCAUCAUCUUUACCCUCCUCCUCAUCAUCUUUACCCUCCUCCUCCUCAUCAUCAUCUUUACCCUCCUCCUCCUCAUCAUCAUCUUUACCCUCCUCAUCAUCAUCUUUACCCUCCUCCUCCUCCUCAUCAUCAUCUUUACCCUCCUCAUCAUCAUCUUUACCCUCCUCCUCCUCCUCAUCAUCAUCUUUACCCUCCUCCUCAUCAUCUUUACCCUCCUCCUCCUCAUCAUCUUUACCCUCCUCCUCCUCCUCAUCAUCUUUACCCUCCUCCUCCUCAUCAUCUUUACCCUCCUCCUCCUCCUCAUCAUCUUUACCCUCCUCCUCCUCAUCAUCAUCUUUACCCUCCUCCUCCUCAUCAUCUUUACCCUCCUCCUCCUCAUCAUCUUUACCCUCCUCCUCCUCAUCAUCUUUACCCUCCUCCUCAUCAUCAUCUUUACCCUCCUCCUCAUCAUCAUCUUUACCCUCCUCAUCAUCAUCUUUACCCUCCUCCUCCUCCUCAUCAUCUUUACCCUCCUUCUCCUCCUCAUCAUCAUCUUUACCCUCCUCCUCCUCCUCAUCAUCUUUACCCUCCUCCUCCUCAUCAUCUUUACCCUCCUCCUCAUCAUCAUCUUUACCCUCCUCCUCAUCAUCAUCUUUACCCUCCUCCUCAUCAUCAUCUUUACCCUCCUCCUCCUCAUCAUCAUCUUUACCCUCCUCCUCCUCAUCAUCAUCUUUACCCUCCUCCUCAUCAUCUUUACCCUCCUCCUCAUCAUCAUCUUUACCCUCCUCAUCAUCAUCUUUACCCUCCUCCUCGUCAUCAUCUUUACCCUCCUCCUCGUCAUCAUCUUUACCCUCCUCCUCAUCAUCAUCUUUACCCUCCUCCUCAUCAUCAUCUUUACCCUCCUCAUCAUCAUCUUUACCCUCCUCCUCCUCAUCAUCUUUACCCUCCUUUUCCUCCUCAUCAUCAUCUUUACCCUCCUCCUCCUCAUCAUCAUCUUUACCCUCCUCCUCCUCAUCAUCUUUACCCUCCUCCUCAUCAUCAUCUUUACCCUCCUCCUCAUCAUCAUCUUUACCCUCCUCCUCCUCAUCAUCAUCUUUACCCUCCUCCUCCUCAUCAUCAUCUUUACCCUCCUCCUCAUCAUCAUCUUUACCCUCCUCCUCCUCAUCAUCAUCUUUACCCUCCUCAUCAUCUUUACCCUCCUCAUCAUCAUCUUUACCCUCCUCCUCAUCAUCAUCUUUACCCUCCUCCUCAUCAUCAUCUUUACCCUCCACCUCAUCAUCAUCUUUACCCUCCUCCUCCUCCUCCUCCUCAUCUUUACCCUCCUCCUCCUCAUCAUCUUUACCCUCCUCCUCCUCAUCAUCAUCUUUACCCUCCUCCUCAUCAUCAUCUUUACCCUCCUCCUCAUCAUCAUCUUUACCCUCCUCAUCAUCAUCUUUACCCUCCUCAUCAUCAUCAUCAUCUUUACCCUCCUCCUCCUCAUCAUCAUCUUUACCCUCCUCCUCCUCAUCAUCAUCUUUACCCUCCUCCUCAUCAUCUUUACCCUCCUCCUCAUCAUCAUCUUUACCCUCCUCAUCAUCAUCUUUACCCUCCUCCUCAUCAUCAUCUUUACCCUCCUCCUCCUCCUCAUCAUCUUUACCCUCCUCCUCAUCAUCUUUACCCUCCUCCUCAUCAUCAUCUUUACCCUCCACCUCAUCAUCAUCUUUACCCUCCUCCUCAUCAUCUUUACCCUCCUCCUCCUCCUCAUCAUCUUUACCCUCCUCCUCCUCAUCAUCUUUACCCUCCUCCUCAUCAUCAUCUUUACCCUCCUCCUCAUCAUCAUCUUUACCCUCCUCCUCAUCAUCAUCUUUACCCUCCUCAUCAUCAUCUUUACCCUCCUCCUCAUCAUCAUCUUUACCCUCCUCCUCAUCAUCUUUACCCUCCUCCUCAUCAUCAUCUUUACCCUCCUCCUCAUCAUCUUUACCCUCCUCCUCAUCAUCAUCUUUACCCUCCUCCUCAUCAUCAUCUUUACCCUCCUCAUCAUCAUCUUUACCCUCCUCCUCAUCAUCAUCUUUACCCUCCUCCUCCUCAUCAUCUUUACCCUCCUCCUCCUCAUCAUCAUCUUUACCCUCCUCCUCGUCAUCAUCUUUACCCUCCUCCUCAUCAUCAUCUUUACCCUCCUCAUCAUCAUCUUUACCCUCCUCCUCAUCAUCAUCUUUACCCUCCUCCUCAUCAUCAUCUUUACCCUCCACCUCAUCAUCAUCAUCUUUACCCUCCUCCUCCUCAUCAUCAUCUUUACCCUCCUCCUCCUCAUCAUCAUCUUUACCCUCCUCCUCCUCAUCAUCAUCUUUACCCUCCUCCUCCUCGUCAUCAUCAUCAUCUUUACCCUCCUCUUCAUCAUCAUCAUCUUUACCCUCCUUAUCCCCAUCAUCAUCUUUACCCUCAUCAUCUUUACCCUCCUCAUCAUCAUCAUCUUUACCCUCCUCAUCAUCAUCUUUACCCUCCUCAUCAUCAUCAUCUUUACCCUCCUCCUCGUCAUCAUCAUCAUCAUCUUUACCCUCGUCCUCUUCAUCAUCAUCAUCUUUACCCUCCUCCUCUUCAUCAUCAUCAUCUUUACCCUCCUCAUCAUCUCCGGUGUCAUCAUCAUCAUCACCACCACCACUAUUAACCCGCUGUAUCAUCAACAUCUGCAUCGUUAUAUCUUCAAAUUCAGGACAAUGUUUUAGUCCAUUCUAUCAACAAUGGAAUAUUCAAUUCAUUUCACAAUUGAGUUUUAAACCAGGAAUUACACCAUUUAUCAAGGUAUUCUCAUUACGCAUUCAGAGCGGCUAG
Messenger RNA from Lytechinus variegatus (green sea urchin), 3498 nucleotides. RefSeq names its product serine-rich adhesin for platelets-like. The record is from RefSeq and is a predicted model, not a curated record. NCBI's taxonomy places the organism in Eukaryota, Metazoa, Echinodermata, Echinoidea, Temnopleuroida, Toxopneustidae.